GUUGACUCUUGCUCUCCAUCAGCUGUCAGAAUCCAUCCUCCUGUCACUAGCUUAUAUGGACAAGUCAGCCCACUGCCAUGUGACCGUAGGCUGCUAAAAACAGCUCCAGCACCCGCUCCGAACCAGGGCCUGAAACAAUGUCCUCCACUGGGAGAAAUGUAAAGGACACUUGAUCACACAAUCCUCGGAAUUAUUUCCAGGAAACACUUGCAGGAGCCAUUCGGAGCACCCUUUCCCUGGCGGUGCACGCGGGGACGGCCAGGAGAUGAGCGCAUCUUUGAAUUACAAGUCUUUUUCCAAAGAGCAGCAGACCAUGGAUAACUUGGAGAAGCAACUCAUCUGUCCCAUCUGCUUAGAGAUGUUCACAAAACCCGUGGUCAUUCUCCCUUGUCAGCAUAACCUGUGUAGGAAAUGUGCCAGUGAUAUUUUCCAGGCCUCUAACCCGUACUUGCCCACAAGAGGAGGCACCACUGUGGCGUCGGGGGGCCGAUUCCGCUGCCCAUCCUGUAGACAUGAAGUAGUUUUGGACAGACAUGGGGUAUACGGACUUCAGAGGAACCUGCUGGUGGAAAAUAUCAUUGACAUCUACAAACAGGAGUCCACGAGGCCAGAAAAGAAGUCCGACCAGCCCAUGUGCGAGGAGCACGACGAGGAGCGCAUCAACAUCUACUGUCUGAACUGCGAGGUGCCCACCUGCUCCCUGUGCAAGGUGUUCGGCGCACACAAGGACUGCCAGGUGGCUCCCCUCACUCACGUGUUCCAGAGGCAGAAGUCUGAGCUCAGCAAUGGCAUCGCCGUCCUUGUGGGAAGCAAUGAUCGAGUCCAGGGAGUGAUCAGCCAGCUGGAAGACACCUGUAAAAUUAUUGAGGAAUGUUGCAGACAGCAGAAGCAGGAGCUCUGUGAGAAGUUUGAUUACCUGUAUGGCAUCCUGGAGCAGAGGAAGAAUGAAAUGACCCAAGUUAUUACACGAACCCAAGAGGAGAAACUGGAACACGUCCGUGCUCUCAUCAAAAAGUAUUCUGAUCAUUUGGAGAAUGUGACAAAGUUGGUUGAGUCAGGAAUCCAGUUCAUGGACGAACCAGAAAUGGCGGUGUUUCUGCAGAAUGCCAAAACCCUGUUACAAAAAAUCUCUGAAGCAUCGAAGGCAUUUCAGAUGGAAAAAAUAGAACAUGGCUAUGAGAACAUGAACCACUUCACAGUCAACCUGAAUAGAGAAGAAAAAAUAAUACGCGAAAUUGAUUUUUACAGAGAGGAUGAAGAGGAAGAAGAAGAAGAAGGAGAAGAAGAAGGAGAAGGAGAAGGGGAAGGGGAAGGAGAAGUAGGAGAAGUGGAAGAGGUAGAAAAUGUUCAAACAGAGACUCCAGGAGACGGUGAAAGUCUGGGAAAAGCUUUGGAGCCCGCUCAGCUGUCCUUGGAGCCGCAGGCUGCCCCUGGGGCACUUCCAGUUUCCUCUCCAGAGCCACCUCCAGCCCUGCCACCUGCUGCGGACACCCCAGUGACACAGGGGGAGGUUGUGCCCAGUGGCUCUCAGCAGACCACAGAGUCUGAAACUCCAGUCCCUGCAGCAGCGGAAACUGCGGAUCCCUUGUUUUACCCUAGUUGGUAUAAAGGCCAAACCCGGAAAGCCACCACCAACCCACCUUGCACCCCAGGGAGCGAAGUUCUGGGGCAAAUAGGGCCUCCGCGUUCUGAGGACUCGAAUGUGCAGAACGCAGAAGUGGCAGGAGCUGCAACCAGUGAGAGGGCAGCAGUGAGUGGUAAGGAAACUAGCGCACCUGCAGCUACUUCUAAGACUGGCUAUGAAGCCCCUCCCCUCCAGGGACAGGCUGCAGCUUCAGGGAGUGGGAACGGAUCUGAUUCUGAGCCAGCUCGCCACGUCUUUUCCUUUUCCUGGUUGAACUCCCUAAAUGAAUGAUGUUCAUUCCAACUGCUGCUCCUGUGUCUGCCUGGCUGAGAUGCACACAGGCGGCAGGGAACCUAGGUGAAGUUAAUAUGAUGCAGAUAAUGAAAGGGACCGCUGAACAGGAUUUCAGCCAAAUGAAACAAAACAAAACCCCAACUUUAAUUCCAGAUGAUUUCUCUAACACAUUGAGGAAGAAGAGUACUUUGGGAAAAUAGUUGCAGAAAACACUGGAAAAAAGAAACUUGAGCUUAU
Lemur catta (Ring-tailed lemur) is the source of this 2155-nucleotide messenger RNA. It is a transcript of the gene TRIM55, whose product is annotated as tripartite motif containing 55. Gene Ontology annotation, molecular function: zinc ion binding. Bases 266 to 1915 code for a protein of 549 amino acids. NCBI's taxonomy places the organism in Eukaryota, Metazoa, Chordata, Mammalia, Primates, Lemuridae. The record is from RefSeq and is a predicted model, not a curated record. The transcript has 10 exons.